GAAUAAUUCACUUACUUUCUCCGUAUUUCAGCAUAACCUGUGACUCAGAAUUUGUGUCAUCCACCGUGGGUAGAGGAACAAAGCUACACAGAGCAGAGUUAACUGCAUGGGUAACUUCAGGGAUUUUCUGUGACCUACUCCAUCAAACUACACUGAUAGGUGGUUGUAUUUCUAACAGGCUGCAGUGCUCUGCGUAUCAAAGCUUAGAUGCCACUGAUAUGUCCAGAUAGUAUGUUCCCUUUAGUAAUGAAAAAAACCUUAAAUAUUGCUUCAACCUGACAUCUUUCUGUGGAAAUGUGUUAAUAACAUAACCACAGCUUAUUUCUAGGGAUAGGUGAAGAAAGGGAGAUCAUAAAUAUAUUUUUUUCCUUACUCUCAUCUGUCAUUUUAAUUAACAACCACGACUUUGUGUUCCCUCCCGUCUGGUUCAGAACUGGAAGUACUGAAAAGGGCCAGCUAUCAAAAAAGUGCAAACUAUAGUUCCAAAGGAAAUCUAUAAACUGCAGAGAUGCUGAAAGUUUAUGAAGAAGCACGGGAAUCUCUGUGCCAAAGCUAAAUAUGAAGCAAAAGUCCCUCCCUAUUAUUACAUCCCCCAGUCCUGUGAUUGCUUGGUUUUAAGAGAACAAUGGAUUAGAGCUAAAUAUGAGCGUGAGGAAUUUGUUGCCACCCGAGUCUGCCAAGAUCCUUGUUCUGCAGGUAGCCGUGAAGGAUUCCUCUGGAAGCGUGGACGGGAAAGCAAGCAGUUCAAGCAGAGGCGGUUUCUCCUGUCAGCAAGGGAAGGGGUGAUGAAGUACUACACUAAAGAACCCAAAGGUCCAAAAGCCGUUAUCAGCAUUGAGAAACUGAAUGUGAUGUUCCAGGCAGAGAAAAUCCAUCAUGCUCAUGGGCUGCAAAUCACAUACAAGACAGAUGGUCAAACAAGGAACCUUUUUGUCUAUCAUGAAAGCGGAAAGGAGAUUGUUGACUGGUUCAAUGCCAUUCGGGCUGCACGUUACCAUUAUUUCAGAACAACCUUCCCAGCUCUCUCUGAGCACGAGAUCAUACCCCGGAUCACAAGAAACUAUAUCAAAGAAGGGUAUAUGGAGAAAACCGGACCAAAGCAGAAGGAGACCUUUAAGAUGCGCUGGUUCAGCCUAGACUCUGAAGAGAGGAACCUGCUGUACUUUAAAAACCCACUGGAUGCAUUUCCACAAGGCCAAGUUUUUAUUGGAAGGAGAGUCGAGGGCUAUGAAGUACGAGCUGGCUUGCCCCAGGGAAUAUCUGUAAAGAAGAGGAAAUCAGGGAUCACCAUGGUCACGCCAAUGAGAGAGUUUUUGUUUCUGUGUGAGAACGAUAGGGAGCAGAGGGAGUGGAUAGAUGCCUUGAAUGGAGUAAUUGCCCAGCCCUUGUCUGGUUGAGACUAACACUGAGUUCCAGUGAACUGCACUUCUUGGGCUCUGUUUGGCACUGGUCUGCAUCCUCUUUUUGUCAGCAGGGAUAGUGCUCAAGCCCAUUCAGUGACUGUGCUACAAAGGGCUUCUUCCUUCAACAGCUACAGGCACAGGAAGGCUGGCAAAAUAAAGGAGUGAGGGGAAUGCAGGUAUUCAGAAAUUAUCUGUGUCCCUUCUUUUGAAGUGCAUUCACUCUUCCUUACAUUCUCUGCUUUUGAGCAGAUGAAGCCUUCCCAGGCUGAUGAAGGGAUAAAGUAGCUAUUGAUAUACAGAAAAAGAAACAAAGUCAGUGUAGAAAGUUUGUCCACAGAGGACUGGCAUGAAUUUCCUUGAGGAUUCCUGAAGAAUGUACUUGACAAUGCAGCCAUGACGUAUAUUCACAGUAAAUGUGACCAGCGUGCACAGAACAAGUGACCAAGAGGCAAAGACAUCACCACCUGCCAGGACAAUGCAGCAUGUCCUGCUGGAUAGAUGAAAGAUAAAAAUACAUGCUGGAAUGACUGGAUGUCUUUCUUGGGGGGGGGGGGAAACAGAGGCAGGCAACUACUAUACCUGCUUGCAUUUUCUGUCCAGCUAGGGACAUGUUGUGUCCAUGUAAUGGUUUUUAUGUCAUUUACAGUGUUACGUUUUCAUUACUGAAACUGUAAAAAAAAAUCACAAAAAUCGUAGGGGGUAGAAGGGACUUCUGGAGAUCACAUGCUCCAACCCCUGAUAAAGUUUGUUUGUAUCAUCUAUCCCACGCUUCCUAAGCUUAUCUUGUAAGGAUGUUCUAGCAGACAGUGUCAAAAGCCUUGCUGAAGUCAAGGCAGGCAACAUUCACUGCUUUCCCCUCCUCUACCCAACCAGUAAUGACAUCACAGAAGGCUACCAGAUCAGUCAAGUAUGAUUUUCUUUUGCUGCACCCGUGUUGACUACUCCAGUAACCUUUUCUUUCUUCCACUUGCGUGGGCUUGGACAUGACAUCCAGAAUUAGUUGGAUGGAGGUGAGGCUGACUGGCCUCUAGACUCUUAUUUGAGGAUCUGAGAACCAAGUCCUCAAGAUUAAAAGUCAAGAAUUGUGAAGAAUGUUGUUGUGGAUGCAUUCUAAUGACAUACUCUUAGAUCUUUGCUUUCAACAGUUGCUGCUAUUUGAUUAUUUUGGGAGUGGCAAAUGCAAUAUGUAGAAAACUUUUUUUUCCUCCAAAGCAGCCCCACCUACUACUCCAGUCAAGACAUGAGUUCAGGAUGAAGAUACACUGGUCUGUGUCAGCUUCUAAAAACAGGGGAAUGGGUGAGGAUUUAUAUUCAUUCAUGCAGUGCACUGAGUAUUUUCGUGCCUUGCAGCCAAGGCUGAGAUUUGGUUCUACUGAACAGUUAUUCAGAUAUUUAAUUAGUUUUUUUCAGAUUCCCUUAGUUGGAAAAUCAAGAGGAAGUCUUGCAAACUUAAGUUUCUGAUCAAGCUUCCACCUUUUGCUGACGCUUGCCAGCCAGUAUGAGUUACCCCAAAUAGUUCUCUUCUACAGGAAUGAGGAAGUACCAAUAUGUGCAUGGAUUACUAAGAUUAACUCUUUCUACAGCAGUACAGGAAAAAAAAAAGAAAAAAGAAUUAGAUCAUCAUUCUGCCUGUCUCUUGUCAUACAACCUUGAGCAAUCUGUGUCAGUAGUUUUGUUUCCUGAUACAUUUCCAUUAACUUAAUCUCCCAGCUCAUGUGCUGGUUCAGAUCUAACAGCCUAUGCCUGUAUCCUCUGAAAUCAAUAGCAAAGCACUUUUGA
Messenger RNA from Phasianus colchicus (ring-necked pheasant), 3182 nucleotides. The record is from RefSeq and is a predicted model, not a curated record. Lineage: Eukaryota; Metazoa; Chordata; Aves; Galliformes; Phasianidae.